AUGCUGUUAGUUGAUGGAUGUCUCAUCGAUUUUGUGUCUUAUGAGACUCACGAGCUAUUUGUGAGCCUCAUUGUUGGUCCAUGGCUCACAAAAGUGGACGACGAACUGAACCAUUCUUUGACUCACUUUCGGUUUACGACGUUAAGAUUACUCGGUAAAGGUGGAUUUGGUGCCGUUUAUGAAGUGAAACGACAGUUGGAUGGUCAAGUUUUUGCGAUGAAAUGCGAAUUAAUCGACGUCAGGAAACGAGUAAGUUAUUGUAGAAUAGAACAUUGA
This is a messenger RNA of Anisakis simplex (herring worm), 276 nucleotides long. The record is from the annotation of a GenBank genome assembly. Lineage: Eukaryota; Metazoa; Nematoda; Chromadorea; Rhabditida; Anisakidae.